GAGGACCCGAGGGGGCUGCUGCUGCUGCUGCUGCCGCCGCGCACUCAGCUCGCGAAGCGGGACAGCCCCGGCGGAACCUCCACCGCAGAUCCCUCCAUGCCCUGAGUUUGCUCCACCUGCCUGCCCCUCUGCUCUGGGACAGCUGGGCGUAGGGCAGCCCAGAGGUUCAGCCCGAUAAGAGCCAUGCCCUUGGAAGAGGAGGAGCCCAGUUGGAAGAAACGAGCAGAAGAUAUCCGGGAGAUCUAUGAAUUCCGGGAGGUGCUGGGCACAGGUGCCUUCUCUGAGGUGGUCCUGGCCGAAGAGAAGUCGACUCAGAAGCUGGUAGCCGUCAAGUGCAUCGCAAAGAAGGUGCUGGAAGGGAAGGAGAGCAGCAUCGAGAAUGAGAUAGCUGUGCUACACAAGAUCAAGCACCCCAAUAUUGUGGCUCUGGAUGACAUCUAUGAGAGCGGGGGGCAUCUCUACCUCAUCAUGCAGCUGGUCUCAGGUGGGGAGCUCUUUGACAGGAUUGUGGAGAAGGGGUUUUACACGGAGCGAGAUGCCAGCCAACUCAUCCGCCAGAUCCUUGACGCUGUCAAAUACCUCCAUGACAUGGGCAUUGUACACCGUGACCUCAAGCCUGAGAACCUGCUCUAUUACAGUCUGGAUGAAGAUUCCAAGAUCAUGAUUAGCGACUUUGGGCUAUCAAAGAUAGAAGGCUCAGGAAGUGUCAUGUCUACGGCUUGCGGGACUCCAGGUUAUGUGGCUCCUGAGGUAUUGGCACAGAAGCCAUACAGCAAAGCGGUCGAUUGCUGGUCUAUUGGAGUCAUCGCUUAUAUCUUACUGUGUGGAUAUCCCCCCUUCUACGAUGAGAACGACACGAAGCUCUUUGAGCAGAUCCUGAAGGCCGAAUAUGAAUUUGACUCCCCCUACUGGGACGACAUAUCAGAAUCAGCCAAAGAUUUCAUCCAGCAUUUAAUGGAGAGAGACCCUAAGAAACGCUUCACCUGUGAGCAGGCACUACAACACCCGUGGAUUGCUGGAGACACCGCACUAGAUAAGAACAUCCACCAGUCAGUCAGUGAGCAGAUCAAAAAGAAUUUUGCCAAGAGCAAGUGGAAGCAAGCCUUCAAUGCAACUGCUGUGGUCAGGCAUAUGAGGAAGCUACAGCUUGGAACCAGCCAAGAUGGACCUGGUCAAGCCAUGCAGGAGAGCAAUGGCUCAGCUUCCAGUAGCAGCGAGGAAUCCUUGGGGAAUGGUUCUCACCGUCAAACGCGGGAUUGAACGUUCCCCAUUGGACAGAGGACACAGAUGGCGGUGCCAGGAUCAACCCAUUGUGGGGCGGCCGGCCAAAGCCCCACUCUGCUGUGCUACCACAAGUGGAGCCAAGGGAAGGGCCUGGGACUGCCCCCAACACUCCUCCCAAUGAAGUGUGGCUGAGCCCCUCCGCAGGGAAAGCUUCCCUUGUUAAGCCACGCCCUCCUGAACCUGGACAUGGGGCCUGAUCCUUCAUAAGCCACACACUUCCCUGGAGAUGCUUCUUCUUCCUCUUCUCUCUCUAUCUCUCUCUAACACAGAGCAGCCAAAUCCUGGCCGCAGCCAGCCAGCUCUGUCCAUGCCCUGUGCUGAGCCCCCACCCAAGCUUACAAUGUCCUCCUCCUCCUCCUUGGCCAAUCGUGUGGUGUUGUCUAGGAAAGACCACACAACGGCCUGCUCAGGCCCUUUGCAGCAGCUGUCAAGGUGGAGGCUGGUCUCCAGCUGUGGAGCUUGAGGAUGCCUCACCCACCCCCAUUAAAAAAAAACCCUAACCAAGUCCCCCACUCAAAUCAUGCACCUCCAGCCCAACAAGCAGGUUCACAAAGAGCGAGCCUGCAGCGCUUAUAACCCUAGAUCACCCUAAUCAUGUCACAAACGAAAACGAAAGCUGCUUGUGGACCCUUCGCAAUUUGAUCUUGAGAUGGCGCCUCCCGAUAAGAGGGAAUGCACGUCCGCUGUCAAGAAACGUGAAGCUAGAUUGAAAGGCUGUUUCAAUCUUCUGGUGUCAUUUGGCUGUCUAUGGGCGAGGACACGUUAUUUUUUUAAGAGUGGUGGUUUGAUAGAACCACAGCUACCCUUGAUAUAUAUAUAUACACACACACACACACACCCAGGCGGAGGUGGGAAACAAUUUAGCUGACUUUCCGUAUGGCUCCGGUUGAACUAUGGGGAAAAGGCAACUGUAUUUGGGUACCUUGUCAAUUACUGCCCAUGGCCCAUACCAUACCAUCGGCCUCCAGAGCAAUCCUGCAGCUGUUUUUUAAAAUGCUUUGCGUUUUGUAUUUUUUCUUUUUGCGGGGGGUCAGGGAAGAAGGAGCACACUUGCAGAGAUGUGCGUAUGCCUCUGUUUUUGAAAACAGCGCUGGGAAUAGAAGGGGGAAGGCAAGAUUGAGUGGUUGUCGAAACAUCGUUUUGGCAUGGGAAGCAACUCGCUGAUCCAGGAUUUGGUUCGUUGGCCAGUUCAUUUGCAAUGCAAGUUACAAAGAGAAGUUCACACCAUAGACAACACUCCCAUUGAGGCAGCCCUUGAAGCGCUGGGUCUGUCUUCAUCCAAGCUGGCCUUUGCACCACCCAACUGGCAGAACCAGGAUACUUCCCACCGUGUAUAGAGUCCAGCCUUCCCCAACCUGGUGCCUUCCGGAUGCUUCGGAUGACAACUCCCAUCCAACGCAGCCAAUGUUUAGGGGGGUCAUGGGAGUUCUGUAGUCAACGUUCUCCAACGUUUGGAGAAGCGCCAGGUUGGACAAGACUGGCUUAGCCCCCCCUCCCCUCUUGCUCUCCUGCCUGCUCUUGAUGCUCACAGCUCCGCAUUUUGCGCCCAUGUUCUCUCUGUCUCUGCACUCUCUUGGUUCAAGAGGACUUUCUAACUUGAAGUUUCUAUUUUGUUGCUUGUUCUUGUAUUAAAAAGGAAGGAAGCGCA
Lacerta agilis (Sand lizard) is the source of this 2932-nucleotide messenger RNA. It is a transcript of the gene CAMK1, whose product is annotated as calcium/calmodulin dependent protein kinase I. Gene Ontology annotation, biological process: peptidyl-serine phosphorylation. The coding region runs from base 184 to 1260 and encodes 358 amino acids. Gene Ontology annotation, molecular function: calcium/calmodulin-dependent protein kinase activity; ATP binding; calmodulin binding. Lineage: Eukaryota; Metazoa; Chordata; Lepidosauria; Squamata; Lacertidae. The record is from RefSeq and is a predicted model, not a curated record. Gene Ontology annotation, cellular component: intracellular anatomical structure. The transcript has 12 exons.